AUGUACUUUGGCAAAAUUCUGAAGUUUGACAUGUUGAGGGCAGCAAUAGUGAUGAAAUGUACUGCAGUGUGCCUUGUGGCACUGGCCUUGCAUGUCAGCUUAUGUGAUGCUCAAUGGAACCCUCGUUCUAACAAUCUGCAACCUGCAUACCCAGCGCUACAGCCUAGCAAUACUUCUCCAAUUCCACAACAGACAAAGCAGACAUUUGAGAAACCACUCACCUGGAAAUACCCUAUAGUAGCCCCGUCUGAGGCCCCAGUCGUGGUGCCUUUCGAGCUGAGAUAUCCUGUUUCUGCUGCAACUGUUGCUGUUGAGUGCAAAGAGAAGGUUGCUCAUGUGGAAGUCAAGAAGGACAUGUUUGGGAUUGGCCAGUUAAUCAAUCCUUCCGACAUUUUCCUGGGAAACUGUGCUCCUAUUGCAGAGGACCCUGUUGCUAAAGUGUUGAUUUUUGAAGUGGCACUGCAAGAUUGUCAAAGCACAUUAACGAUGAAAGAAGAUUCCCUCAUCUACAGCUUCACUCUGAACUAUGUUCCCCAUCCUCUGAGCAUUGCUCCUGUGGUGAGGACUACCCAAGCUGCUGUAAUUGUGGAGUGCCACUACCAAAGGAAGCACAAUGUGAGCAGCCUUCCUCUUGACCCCCUGUGGAUCCCAUUCUCUGCGGUUAUGGUAGCAGAUGAAUUCUUAUACUUCACCCUGAAACUCAUGACGGAUGACUGGCAAAAUGAGAGGCCAAGCCAUCAGUAUUUCCUGGGAGACAUUAUAAAUAUUCAGGUUACUGUUAAGCAGUUCUUCCAUGUGCCGCUCAGAGUUUAUGUGGAUACCUGCGUAGCUACUCUGUCAGCUGACGCAACCUCCACCCCUAGCUAUGCCUUUAUUGAUAACUUUGGGUGUUUGGUGGAUGCUAGAAUCACAGGCUCUCUCUCUAAGUUCAUACCUCGUGUUGCAGACAACAAGCUUCAGUUCCAGUUGGAAGCCUUCAGAUUCCAGGGUGUUGCCAGUGGAGUGCUCUACAUUACCUGCCACUUAAAAGCGACAUCCGCUAACGUUGGCAUCGAUGCUACACGUAGAGCUUGUUCCUACAUCAAUGGUUGGAAGGAGGCCAGCGGAGUUGAUGCAGCUUGUGGUUCCUGUGAAUCUGCUUCAUUUGGACCACCUGGCAGCUCAACUGGUGCUGGCGGCGGUGGCAGCUCAACUGGUUAUGGCGGCGGUGGCGGCUCAACUGGUUAUGGCGGAGGCUCAACUGGUUAUGGCGGCGGUGGCGGCUCAACUGGUUAUGGCGGCGGCUCAACUGGUGCUGGCGGCAGUGGCAGCUCAACUGGUUAUGGCAGCGGCUCAACUGGUGCUGGCGGAGGCUCAACUGGUUAUGGCGGCGGUGGCGGCUCAACUGGUUAUGGCGGCGGCACUAAGACUAAUCCUUCGAGAACGGGUCGAGAUGUUUCCCAAAGGUUCGAAUGGGAAGGUGAUGUCAUGCUGGGUCCCAUCCAUAUUAGAGAAAAGACAAAACAUAAUUAAAGAGUAAGAACCAGAAAAAAAUGAAAGUAUAACUUGCUUUACAUUGCCCUCUGUGUUAUGCUAAAUGUUACAUAAUGGAUUACAUCUGGAUGGAAAUAAAAAAUGCAAUUGUG
Messenger RNA from Perca flavescens (yellow perch), 1625 nucleotides. RefSeq names its product zona pellucida sperm-binding protein 3-like. The record is from RefSeq and is a predicted model, not a curated record. The coding region runs from base 1 to 1512 and encodes 503 amino acids. The transcript is spliced from 10 exons. Gene Ontology annotation, cellular component: extracellular matrix. Gene Ontology annotation, biological process: binding of sperm to zona pellucida; egg coat formation; positive regulation of acrosome reaction. Gene Ontology annotation, molecular function: acrosin binding. Lineage: Eukaryota; Metazoa; Chordata; Actinopteri; Perciformes; Percidae.